This is a messenger RNA of Lotus japonicus, 2463 nucleotides long. RefSeq names its product starch synthase 1, chloroplastic/amyloplastic. Gene Ontology annotation, molecular function: alpha-1,4-glucan glucosyltransferase (UDP-glucose donor) activity. Lineage: Eukaryota; Viridiplantae; Streptophyta; Magnoliopsida; Fabales; Fabaceae. The coding region runs from base 267 to 2159 and encodes 630 amino acids. The record is from RefSeq and is a predicted model, not a curated record. Gene Ontology annotation, cellular component: chloroplast. The transcript is spliced from 15 exons.
GUGGAGUGGUAACAAGAGAAAAAUCUAGACAUCAUUCGAAUGUGGAUGGAACAAAAAUCUCGUAUUGCUUUAGGAUUUGGCGUUUUUCAUGGAUCUGAUGCAACCCCUUCUUUUCUCUUACCAAAUCUAACUCACUCAUCAUGUGACUCUGUUCGGUUUCACUUCUUCUUCUUCUUCUUCUUCUUCACUUUUCCUUCUUCUCUGUUCACGAUCCCUUUCCUCACACAUUGGGUUUCUCUUCUUUUCACUCUUUCAACAACAACGGCAUGGAGUCUCUGCAACUUGGUUCUCCUCUUCUUCUUCGGCAUCCUCGUACACCAGCUCAAGCUUAUGCCAAUUCACGGUUGAUGAAAAUUGCGCAACUGGGGUUCCCUUCUUUUCUUAAAAGGGCUGCUAAAAAUGCCAACCUGCGUGCGUUUCCGGUGGAUAAUGAAGGUGGGGUUGCUGCUUCACAAGAUGACCCUUUUGCUUUUGAAGAUGAACAAGUGAAGGCUCUCCCUUUAUCUACAGAGAUGGAUGAUUUUGGCUCUAUUGUUGGCUUUCACUUGGGCUCUGAGAAUGGGAAGAUCACGGAAGAAGAUUCAACUAGUGAUGGAGUUGAAGAGAAAGCUAAGGCUAGAGUUUGCUACAAUAUUGUUUUUGUUACUUCAGAAGCGGCGCCGUAUUCAAAGACCGGUGGCCUUGGAGAUGUUUGUGGUUCUUUGCCAAUAGCACUGGCAGCUCGGGGUCACCGUGUUAUGGUUGUCUCUCCCAGGUACAUCCAUGGUACUCCUGGGGAUAGUAAGUUUUCUGGGGCAAUCGAUCUUGAACGCCGCAUCAAUGUACCUUGUUUUGGAGGUGCUCAGGAAGUAGGCUUUUUCCAUGAGUGCAGGGAGGGUGUUGAUUGGGUAUUUGUAGAUCACCCCUCAUUCCAUAGACCAGGGAAUCCAUAUGGGGACAAGAAUGGGCCAUUUGGGGAUAAUCAGUUUCGGUUCACUUUACUUUGCUAUGCAGCAUGUGAAGCCCCAUUGGUGCUUCACUUGGGAGGGCUUACUUAUGGAGAAAAGUGUUUAUUCAUUGUUAAUGAUUGGCAUGCCAGCCUAGUACCAGUACUUCUAGCAGCAAAGUAUCGUCCACAUGGGGUAUAUAAGGAUGCACGUAGUGUAUUAGUGAUUCAUAACAUUGCACAUCAGGGAGUGGAACCUGCAAUUACAUAUGGUAAUUUGGGGCUGCCUCCAGAAUGGUAUGGAGCACUGGAAUGGGUGUUCCCUAAUUGGGCAAGGGUGCAUGCUCUUGACACGGGUGAAGCUGUCAACUUUUUGAAAGGUGCCGUUGUUACAGCUGACCGGAUUGUAACAGUAAGCAAGGGUUAUUCGUGGGAGAUAACAACUAGUGAAGGUGGAUAUGGUCUGCAUGAACUAUUAAGCAGCCGAAAAAGUAUUCUCAGUGGGAUCACAAAUGGAAUUGAUAUUACUGAAUGGGACCCAUCAUCUGACGAACAUAUUGCAUGCAGCUAUUCUGCCGAUGACCUUUCUGGGAAGGUCAAAUGCAAGAUUGCAUUACAGAAGGAGUUGGGUCUCCCAGUGAGGCCUGAUAUUCCGUUGAUUGGAUUCAUCGGAAGACUUGACUACCAAAAAGGCAUUGACUUGAUUCGUGAGGCAAUUCCAGAGCUUAUGGAGUAUGAUGUUCAGUUCGUAAUGCUUGGUUCUGGUAGCUCUAUUUAUGAAGACUGGAUGAGAGCAGCAGAGUCCUCUUAUAGAGAUAAAUUCAGGGGUUGGGUUGGAUUUAAUGUUCCAGUAUCUCAUAGAAUAACUGCAGGCUGUGAUAUACUGUUAAUGCCAUCCAUAUUCGAGCCCUGCGGACUAAAUCAGUUGUAUGCAAUGCGAUAUGGAACAAUACCAGUGGUUCAUGAAACUGGCGGGCUAAGGGAUACUGUUCAAAGUUUUAAUCCAUUUGCUGAAGGAGGCAAUGCUGAAGGCACAGGGUGGACGUUUUCUCCACUAUCAAAGGAGAGCAUGUUAGUGGGUCUAAGACAUGCCAUUAAAACAUAUACUGAAUACAAGUCUUGUUGGGAGGGACUGAUGAAAAGAGGCAUGAACAGAGAUUACACAUGGGUAAAGGCAGCCACUCAGUACGAGCAAAUCAUCGAAUGGGCGUUCAUGGAUCCACCCUAUUGCUGAAAGCAGAAAUGAAGUUUUGAGUAAAGUAUAGAAGGUCAACACUAGAUUUUCUUUCAAUAUACAGGUUACACAUGAAAAAAUUUCCUGUUCAUAAUUGUCAUGUCCACAUUAUGCUUGUAAUUUUACCAUUAAACAUUUUUUCAAACUAUUUUUGUUGAUGGCUGCACAUAUGUUCCUGUCUUGGACUGUACUCUGAUAGUAUGACAGGGUGCAUUAACCAACCUAGGUAGGUAGUCCUCGUGGACUAUUUUACUGACUGAACUCCUCAUUAUUUUUAACUAAGUAGUAUUUAUUGAUCUUGCAA